ACUGAGCCUGCGUCCGAGAUCGCGCUGCAUUUGGCGUCAGAACGUGUGGCGAAGCGGUUGCCAGCUUACGACUUUGGUUGCUUGAAUGGCUUAAACGGUGGUGGUAGUGGCCAAAUCGUAAGAACUUUUCCAUUGCGAAUCAAACAGGAGCGCGCAACAACAAAAAAUAAAGUAUAGCGAGGAGCGUGGAGUGUUUUUUUUUUUUUAUUGUAGCAAUGAGUUGAAAAAGAAAUUGUGAACAAUUGAAAGCGAAAGCAAGUUACAAAGAGGAAAAAAAGCCUUCCCCUACAGUGGCUUUCAAACUGUGGCACAAUCGCUCGUACUGUUAUUAUUAGCGCGCUUAAUGAGGUGUGAUUUUUCCCAUACAAAUACAUAAAAAAAAAAUAAUAUACAAAAUGCCAUUGCCACAACUGAAAGUUUACACUUUGUUAUUUCUAGUUUUUUGUGCGUCGGUGAGUGCUAAGUUCUCCUAUGAGCGUGGCAACUGUGAAAUUUUGGUGACGAGUGCCAUACGCGAGAUUUUAAUGAAUGAAAUGCGCGCUCAACUGGAUCCUUCGUGGCGCGAGUGGCGUAACAAGCGACUGCGUUACGAUCUCUAUACGCCACUGAAUCCCUACAAGGCGCAAGUGUUGGUGCCAGGCGAUCGCGAUGUGCUACGAACUUCAUAUUUUAAUGCAAAGUGGCCGGUCAGACUCUCCAUCCACGGGUGGACCGGCAAGAGCACGUCCUGUUCGAACGCAGCCAUUAAGGACGCCUACCUCGAGGUGGGCAACUUUAAUGUAAUCCUACUCGAUUGGAGUACCAUUUCAAUGGACAUCAGCUACGGACGCAUUAGCCGCCAAUUAUCUGACAUAGCGAAGCAAUUGGUGGAAUUCACGCGUUUCUUACAUCGUGAAGCCGGCAUUGCCUACGAAUCCAUUUACAUGGUGGGUCAUAGCGCUGGAGCACACAUAGCUGGCUUAGCUGGCAAACUACUUAGCCCACAACGUUUUGGCGUCAUCUAUGCGCUCGACCCAGCCGGCCUGGUGCAGCUCUCACUGGGCGAAGACAAGCGCUUGGCACCAAACGAUGCCAUCUACACCGAAUCAAUACACACGGACAUCACGCUGCUGGGCAAUCCGAGCACGAAACUUACUCAUGCAGCAUUCUUCGUCAAUUGGGGUCUAGGACAGCCACACUGUCCAAAUGCAACGGCAGCAGAAUUUGAUUUCGCAUGCGAUCAUUUUGCGGCCUUGUAUUACUUUGUGGAAACGGUGCGACAACCACGCGCCUUCGGUGCAGCACAGUGCAGACGUCGCGGCGGCAGCAGCUAUAACAAUAAUAUUAGCAGCAGCGGCAGCAGCAGCAGUACCAGUGGUACACUGUGGGACCAAAUGGAGUGUGGCUGCACAAAUGGUGCAACAGCAGCAACAAUAGCGGCGGCAACGGCGGCAGGUGAAUGCACUGCGACAGCGUUCAUGGGCGGUGAACCAGCUGUGCCAAAAAACGGCACAUUCUAUCUGAGUACUCGUUCCAAGUCGCCACCAUUUGGUUUUGGCGAAACAGUGCGAAUCAGACGUGCAGCGCCUGCCAAAUUCUUGCACAGCAGCUUUUUGAAUAAUAAAUUUAUCAACAGCAUGUUGUCCAAGUGGCACAAAUGAGCGUAACUAGUGUGGUGUGUUAGAGUGGGCAAUUGUAAAGUGGUGGCGAGUGGUGUCUGAGGCGGCUAGCGGGCAGGCAGGCUAUUGGUAGUUAAGUGCAAGCGGCUAAAUAUUUCUUAUGAUGGUAUGUGUUCGGCGUAAGCGUUUGUAAGACAUUUGUAUUAUGUAAGCUUCUAGGAGAGUCAUAGGCGGGUAUGCCGCCAGAGUUAAGCGAGAUAACGAAGCGCAGCAAUAAAAUAUGUGAUUGCUCGCUAAUGGGCGACAGUGUGUUGGAAAUGUGUGCAAAA
Rhagoletis zephyria (snowberry fruit fly) is the source of this 1927-nucleotide messenger RNA. It is a transcript of the gene sxe2, whose product is annotated as sex-specific enzyme 2. NCBI's taxonomy places the organism in Eukaryota, Metazoa, Arthropoda, Insecta, Diptera, Tephritidae. Gene Ontology annotation, molecular function: serine hydrolase activity; lipase activity. Gene Ontology annotation, biological process: lipid catabolic process. The record is from RefSeq and is a predicted model, not a curated record.